This is a messenger RNA of Vicia villosa (hairy vetch), 1480 nucleotides long. Its product is annotated as outer envelope protein 39, chloroplastic. The transcript has 11 exons. Gene Ontology annotation, cellular component: outer membrane. Bases 196 to 1278 code for a protein of 360 amino acids. The record is from RefSeq and is a predicted model, not a curated record. NCBI's taxonomy places the organism in Eukaryota, Viridiplantae, Streptophyta, Magnoliopsida, Fabales, Fabaceae. Gene Ontology annotation, biological process: embryo development ending in seed dormancy; chloroplast organization.
CAGAAUAAUCACACGCACACACGCACACACGCAGAACCGUUUCCGUUUCCGAAUAACUACGAAACUUAAAGCAACACAACAUUGUCUUGUCUCCAACAUACGCACUCUAUAUAAUCCAUCAAACAUACAAACCUCUUACGUUACUUCAGAUUUUUCAGAAUUUGUUUCUUUAAUGGUUGAUGCGUUUUUAAUGCGAUGGGAGCUCAAAAGAGCAUCCAUGCUGGCAAAGCAAAGAUUGAUGUUAAUGUUGAUUUUACUCACAAACUAUGUACUUCUUUGAUGCUCAAUACCUUCAGUAGUGCUGAUAAUCCUCUUUCACUAGUAAUUGGGAGUCUCUGUAUCAAGCAUCCGAACUUAUUUGGUGGGAGUGAGAAGCUUGAUGUUUCAUUGGACAAGGGUUUGUAUGAUUCAAAUAUCUUAAUCGCGUAUAGAAGGCCGCGGCAAGAAUGUCGUGCUCACCAGUCGUUUGUCGUGCAGCAUUCUUUUUCACCGGAGAUUGGAACCCAUGGUAUCCCUUUAAACAAUUUCUCCCGCUCGGGAAGUGGAGGUGUAAAUUUAUCUAGAUUAUCAGUCGGAAUGGACUUGAAGGAACCCGUGAGUUCAAAGUGGAGCAGCACAUCCAGCAUCAAAUUUGAGCAUGUUCGCCCAUUUAACGAUGAUGGAUGCAGUAUAAGUAGGGACUGUGAUGGGUUUGCUUUGACUUACAGUGGCCGUCCACAUGACAGUAUGGUAGUGUUAAAGCAUGAAUCUCGAUUUGCAAAUGCAAACGAUCGUAGCUGUUUUCAUUUUAAUCUUCAAAUAGAACAAGGUAUUCCAGUUCUUUCAAAGAUGAUAAUUUUCAACCGAUUCAAAUUUGCUGCUUCGAAAGGAAUCAAACUUGGACCAACACUUCUCUUGACAAGACUUACAGGCGGUUCGAUCGUUGGGGACAUGGCUCCUUACCAAGCAUUUUCCAUUGGAGGGCUAGGGAGUGUUCGAGGGUACGGUGAAGGAGCUGUCGGAUCUGGGAGAUCAUGUCUGGUAGCUAAUAGUGAACUGACCCUCCCUUUGAAUAAGGUGGUGGAGGGUGCAGUUUUCAUGGAUUGUGGAACAGAUUUGCGGUCUGGUUAUCUUGUACCUGGAAAUCCAGCUUUAAGGCAAGGUAAACCAGGAUCUGGUGUUGGAAUGGGAUGUGGACUUAGAUUUAAAUCACAGUUUGGUCAUUUUCAACUUGAUUAUGCUAUUAAUGCAUUUAAGCAGGGAACUUUCUAUUUUGGCCUCAGCAAUCUUGGUUCAUGAGAUUAUAACAAGAAAAAGUCAUUCUCUCUGCAGUUUAUCAUCCUAUUACAAAGUUCUAUAGAAGAUGGAAUGGUAAAGCUACAGAUGCUGCAAUAUUUUGUCAUCAGUUUAUAUCAAUAUAAGUUAUUUAGUUUUAAAUUCUUCAUCAUUGUAACCAUCAGAAUUUUUUUGUUUAUAAAAAAAUAAACAAGUUUAGUAUGCA